Molecule: messenger RNA, 1596 nt
Organism: Abrus precatorius (Indian licorice)
Lineage: Eukaryota; Viridiplantae; Streptophyta; Magnoliopsida; Fabales; Fabaceae
Product: transcription factor RF2b-like
Exons: 4
Coding region: 68-1222 (384 amino acids)
Biological process (GO): regulation of DNA-templated transcription
Cellular component (GO): nucleus
Molecular function (GO): DNA-binding transcription factor activity
Source: RefSeq, a predicted model, not a curated record
AGAGAGAUUGCGCGUGUUUUUAUGUUACAAACAGAGGAUUGAUCGGAAAAACAGAGAAGAGAAGAGAAUGGCCACACAGAUGCAAGAUCCAUCUUCAAACCCUAACCCUAAUCCCAAUGCCACGUCAGCAACUCCAUCUUCUACCUUAUUUAUACGCGCCGCCGGCAACGGCGCUUCUGCCAUUCCCGUCGCCGGUUCCGGCGAGUCCCACUCUCAUCACCGGCGGGCGCACUCCGAGGUCAGUUUCCGGCUGCCGGAAGACAUUAUGGACCUGUCGCCGUCCGAUCCGUUCAACGGCGGAUCCUCCACAGCGAGCCUGGAAGAGAUCGGAUCCGAGGACGACCUUUUCUCCACCUACAUUGACGUGGAGAAGCUUGGAGGAGGCACGAAUGGUUCAGGUCGUGCUGGAAACGGAUCGGAUCAGAGCGGUUACGGAAACGGCGCCGGCAUGAGCGGCCACAACGACAGUGAGAAGAGUCCGAGCGCCGCCGCGGCGAGACCGAGACACAGGCACAGUAGUUCCGUCGACGGUUCCACGUCGACGAGCAUGUUUGGAGAGAUCAUGGAGGCGAAGAAAGCCAUGCCUCCUGAUAAACUCGAAGAGCUUUGGACGAUCGAUCCAAAGCGUGCUAAGAGAAUACUGGCUAAUCGGCAAUCUGCUGCGCGUUCAAAAGAAAGGAAGGCCCGCUACAUACAAGAACUUGAGCGCAAAGUUCAGACCCUUCAGACCGAAGCCACGACACUUUCUGCCCAACUCACAUUGUACCAGAGGGAUACAACUGGUCUUAGCACUGAAAAUACUGAGCUUAAGCUCCGUCUGCAAGCCAUGGAGCAACAGGCACAGCUUCGUGAUGCUCUUAAUGAUGCAUUGAUGAAGGAAGUUGAGAGGCUUAAGAUUGCUACUGGGGAGGCAAUGAACCCCUCUGAAUCUUUUAAUCUAGGAAUGCACCAUAUGCCGUAUGCAGGGUCAAAUUUCUUUUCAAUGCCACCACAUUCAGCUCCUUCAGGUCACCCCAACAUACAGUUGCCACCAUUUGUUCACACCCCAUCUAGCAUGCCAACUCAUCAGCUACAACAAACAAAUUCUCACCAAAUCCCAGAUAUAUUGCAAAAUGACCAGCUUGGUCGUUUGCAGGGACUUGACAUUAGUAGCAAAGGAUCAUCCGUGGUGAAGUCUGAAGGGCCCUCAAUAUCUGCAAGUGAGAGUAGCACUACGUUUUGAAUUUGACCCAAAUUGUACCUGCUGACUUAUUGGUGGCAUUCCCUUCUCUUCAAUUGUUUAUAGUGUUGACAUGUAGUCAUCUAAGGAAGGUGCUCUGUUUUAUUAAAUAUUCCUUUCAGAGGAAGGAUUAAUUAUUAAUUGUUUAUUCUUAGGGAUGCUCCCCAAAAAGGGGAAGUACCCUUGGGGUUUUGUCACAAAAGUGCACGCAAUCAUGUUGAAGCGUGGCAUUUUGGUGUUUGUGAGUUUUAGAAUAUUGGGAAUGAAUGGUCAUUCUCAUAGUAUCUUUGUAUGUUGGGAUCUUUAUAGAUCCCCCUCCCGUCUUUUGUAUCAUCUUUUACGUGAUAACAUGUAAUAUGUGAUUUGUUGUUGUGUUC